This is a messenger RNA of Xenia sp. Carnegie-2017, 2109 nucleotides long. RefSeq lists its product as uncharacterized. The record is from RefSeq and is a predicted model, not a curated record. The transcript is spliced from 5 exons. The coding region runs from base 316 to 2109 and encodes 597 amino acids. NCBI's taxonomy places the organism in Eukaryota, Metazoa, Cnidaria, Anthozoa, Malacalcyonacea, Xeniidae.
ACUUACAUGAAUAAAAGAUUGAUGUAACAAUAAGAAGAUCCUGACUCACUCUUCAUCUUCGUUCGUGAUUCAAAUGUGUUUUUGUAACAAAACUCACAAGGAUAAAAGACUGAUGUUACAAUAAGGAGAUCCUGACUCACUCUUCAUCUUCGUUCGUUAUUCAAAUGUGUUUAUGUGACAAAACUCACAAAGAUAAAAGAUUGAUAUUACGAUAAGGAGAUCCUGACUCACUCUUCAUCUUCGUUCGUUAUUUAAAUGUGUUAAUGUGACAAAACUCACAAAGAUUAAAGAUUGAUGUUACAAUAAGCUUGAAAUAUGGCUUCACCACCGAAAAAACUGAAGUUUGAGGCAAACGGAUCUCGUUUGAGUAAACUUUUGAUAAAUAAAGGAAAACAAGCCUUGACACAUACAUUGCAAUCUUUAUUAAAGCCAUCAAGUUUAGUUGGUAAACUCAAAGAUCCCUCUACAGAGAAGAAACUAACAUCUUUGAAAUUUAAAGUCAUCAAAAAUGAGCAUUGGAACCUUCUUUACCCGUCAAUUGGUGACCCUGACAUUGAAAACUUUGACAUCACAUUAUUAACUGUCUUAUUGCGUAACAUAUGUGGUCUAAAAGCGCCAUCUUUAGGAUGGGAUAAUCUUCCUUCCUCUUCAGAUACUUCAAUAUCAGCAAAUAUUGCAAGAAUAAAGUUUUAUCGAAACAAAGUGUACGGUCACAUAACUACAACUAGGGUAAAUGACAGUGAGUUUGAGUACUUGUGGCAGGAAAUUUCAAAAGCAUUGGUUGGUCUGGGUAUUCAACAAACUGAAAUAGAUGAAGUAAAGAAAGCUCCCCUCAGUCCUGAUGAGGCAAAUUUUAUUGAAAUGUUAAAAGAAUGGUAUAAAAAAGAAGAGCAGUUAAUCGAUGUCACUGAAGAAAUCAAACAAGAUGUGAAAGUACUAAAUAGAAAUGUUGUGGAGAUGGCAACAAAAGUUACGAACAUAAGUGAGGAUGUAGCAGGAGUAAAAAAAAUCUUACAGGACAAAACAUAUUUAGUUGUCGAAAAGCUUGGAAAGUGUAAGUUUGAUGGUCUUAUAAAGGAUCUAAACAAGAAAUACCUUGAAGGCACUAGACAAUGGUUAUUUGAAAAACUUGACACUUGGUUUAACGAUAAAAGUGAAGAUGCUUCUAAUGUCAUGAUUUUGAUUGCCGGUCCUGGUGUUGGUAAAAGUGUGUUUGCUGCUGAGGUGUGUCGACGAUAUUCUGAAAAGAAGAAACUUGCUGCUUGUCAUUUCUGCAGAUAUAAUAGAUCAGAUGAGAGGAAUCCUGGAAUGUUAUUAGAAUCAUUGGCCUGUAGCAUGUGUGAUACAAUAUUGGAUUUUAAAAGUAAACUGAAUGAAGAAUUACAGAGAAACCAUUCCUACGAAUUAGUCACCGAUGCAUUCCGUGUAUUAUUAGAUAAUCCAUUGCAUUCAUUGGAAGAUCAUGAACCAAUGCUUCUGGUUAUUGAUGCCUUAGAUGAAAGUCAAGUUGAUCGCAAAAGUGAACUAUUGGAAUUGAUUGCAGAUGAGUUUGACCGACUGCCUAAAUGGAUUAAAAUCUUCAUCACCAGUCGUCCAGAACUUCCUGUAAAAAAGGAGUUAAAAAACAUGAAUCCUGUGGAAAUUACAACUCAUCCUCGUGAUAAAAACAAUGAAAAAGACCUGCACAAGUAUUUGAGACAUCAGUUAAAUGAUCGGGCGCAGAAAGAUCGCUACCUUCUUCACUCAUUAGUUAAAAAGUGUGAGGGAUCAUUUCUUUACGCGUUUUACGCACAAAUGAGCUUAAAGAAAGAAAAUGUUGAAUUUACUUACGAGAAAAUUGAUCAAUUGGUCCCUAGUGGGUUAAGCGGUGUUUACACAAAGCAAUUCAAACGAGUAAAAGAAUUGUUAACGAAGAAAAGUACCAGAAAUUCUGUUAUCUCAGAAACUACUUUCAUGCAAUUUCUUGAAUUGUUGGCUGCCUGUCGGGAGUUUUUACCAUUAACUUUGUUGCUUAGCUAUUUAGGUUUUCUGGUGAUUUCAAGUCUGAAGUCCGCAGUAAAAUCAUUGAACUGUUAUCUCAAAUUUUGCCAGUUUACGAUGAUUGUUUAA